Lepus europaeus (European hare) is the source of this 2433-nucleotide messenger RNA. It is a transcript of the gene FUCA2, whose product is annotated as alpha-L-fucosidase 2. The transcript has 7 exons. Gene Ontology annotation, molecular function: alpha-L-fucosidase activity. Bases 70 to 1473 code for a protein of 467 amino acids. The record is from RefSeq and is a predicted model, not a curated record. Gene Ontology annotation, cellular component: lysosome. Gene Ontology annotation, biological process: fucose metabolic process; glycoside catabolic process. Lineage: Eukaryota; Metazoa; Chordata; Mammalia; Lagomorpha; Leporidae.
CUGCUCAGCAGCAGACGCGGAACCAGGGUGCUCGGUUGCACCGGCCCGCCGCCGGCUGGACGCAGGGACAUGGGUUCCGCCGAGCGCCCGCGCCGCUCGCUCCCGCUGCUGCCGCUCCUGCUGCUGCUGUCGCCGCCCACGCCGUGCCCCGCGCGCCGCGCCGCGCGCUUCGACCCCACCUGGGAGUCCCUGGACGCCCGCCCGCUGCCCGCCUGGUUCGACCAGGCCAAGUUCGGCAUCUUCAUCCACUGGGGCGUGUUCUCCGUGCCCAGCUUCGGGAGCGAAUGGUUCUGGUGGUAUUGGCAAAAGGAAAAGAGGCCAAUGUUUGUGAACUUUAUGAAAGAUAAUUACCCCCCUGAUUUUAAAUAUGAAGAUUUUGGACCACAAUUUACAGCCAAAUUUUUUAAUGCCAACCAGUGGGCAGAUCUCCUUCAGGCCUCCGGUGCCAAAUAUGUUGUUUUAACUUCCAAACAUCAUGAAGGCUUCACCUUGUGGGGUUCAAAGUAUUCGUGGAACUGGAAUGCUGUAGAUGAGGGGCCGAAGAGGGACAUUGUCAGGGAACUUGAAGUGGCCAUUAGGAACAGAACUGACUUGCGUUUUGGACUAUACUAUUCUCUUUUUGAAUGGUUUCAUCCGCUCUUCUUAGAAGAUCAAUCUAGUUCAUUUCAUAAGCAACAAUUUCCAGUUUCUAAGAUGUUGCCUGAGAUCUCUGAGUUAGUCAACAAGUAUCGGCCUGAGGUCCUAUGGUCAGAUGGAGAUGGAGGGGCGCCAGAUUCCUACUGGAACAGCACUGGCUUCUUAGCCUGGCUGUAUAAUGACAGCCCAGUUCGGGACACAGUGGUCACCAAUGAUCGUUGGGGAGCUGGUAGCAUCUGUAAGCAUGGUGGCUACUAUACCUGCAGUGAUCGUUACAACCCAGGACAUCUUUUGCCACAUAAAUGGGAAAACUGUAUGACAAUAGACAAAUUUUCCUGGGGCUAUAGGAGGAAUGCUAGAAUCAGUGACUACCUUACAAUUGAAGAAUUGGUGAAGCAACUUGUAGAAACAGUUUCAUGUGGUGGAAAUCUCUUGAUGAAUAUUGGGCCUACACUAGAUGGCACCAUCUCUGCAAUUUUUGAGGAGCGAUUAAGGCAAAUGGGGGCCUGGCUGAAAGUCAACGGGGAAGCUAUCUACGACAGCCACACCUGGCGAUCCCAGAAUGACACCAUCACCCCAGAUGUGUGGUACACAUCUAAACCUAAAGAAAACUUGGUCUAUGCUAUUUUUCUUGAGUGGCCUACCUCAGGAUUGCUGAUUCUUGGCCAACCCAAUGCUACUCUGGGGGCAACAAAGAUAAAACUGCUGGGACAUGGACAACCACUUAACUGGAUUUCUUCGGAGCAAAAGGGCAUUACAGUAGAGCUGCCACAGCUGACAGUUCAUCAGAUGCCCUGUAAAUGGGGCUGGACCCUGGCACUGACGAACGUGAUCUGAUGUGUAGCAGAGAGGCCUGUGCUGCAGUUACCUCCUAGACUAGGAAACAUAAACUUUCUCUAAUCUUAUCUGAUGGAGAUGGCAAAUGUAAAAUUGGUUGAGAAAAAUCAAGUAAUUACUUUGGCAAUUUAGCCCCUUUUCCUUCCGUCUCCCUAAAUUCCUUCCUAAAUUACUCAUGCAACCAUUUUAACUUUUCAGUGUAUUUUGUCAUUAAAGUCUGUUCACACUGAAUGUGUUCCCAAGAGUGACUGAGAGGGAGACUUUGUUUUAGAGUAUCUAGGAAUUCAUGGUGUUGUGGACAGAAUUGUUCCUUCCCAGACUCUUACUUUGAAACCCUGGACCCCAGUGUGAGUGUCUUUGGAAAUAGGACCUUUAAGAAGUAAUUAAGGACCAGCGCCGCAGCUCACUAGGCUAAUCCUCCAUCUUGUGGCACCGGCACACCAGGUUCUAGUCCCGGUUGGGGCACCAGAUUCUGUCCCGGUUGCCCCUCUUCCAGGCCAGCUCUCUGCUGUGGCCCAGGAGUGCAGUGGAGGAUGGCCCAGGUGCUUGGGCCCCGCACCCCGUGGGAGACCAGGAGAAGCCCCUGGCUCCUGCCAUCGGAUCAGCGCGGUGCGCCGGCCGCAGCACGCCAGCCGCGGCGGCCAUUGGAGGGUGAACCAACGGCAAAGGAAGACCUUUCUCUCUCUCUCUCUCCCUGUCAAAAAAAAAAAAAAAAGAAGUAAUUAAGGCUAAAUGAAGUUAUAAGGUUGGGACCCUAAUCCAAUAGGAUUAGAGUCCUUCAAGGAAGGGAAAAAGACACCAGGGAUCCAAGAGCACAGAGGGAAUCCAUGUAAAGACACAGUGAGAAGCCGGCCUGGUUCGUGCCAAUGAGAGAAGCCUCACAAGAAACCAAAUCAACACCUUGAUCUUGGACUUCAGCCUCUACAAUUAUGAAACAAUAAAUUUCUGUUGCUUAAUCCA